Molecule: messenger RNA, 968 nt
Organism: Trichobilharzia szidati
Lineage: Eukaryota; Metazoa; Platyhelminthes; Trematoda; Strigeidida; Schistosomatidae
Source: the annotation of a GenBank genome assembly
ACACUGAGCACAAACAAUCAACCGAAGUGUGUGUGUGUGUGUUUGAUUGGAUGGUUACAACAACAACCUACAUUAUACUCCUAAAAAAAAACUCAGAAGUGAUGCAUUAAAAGUGCUUUCACUUUCACCUGAAGAAGACAAGUGAUGAAUAGUGUCUAGAAAAUUGUACAACCACUUUUAGACGAAGAAGAAGAAAAUUAUCUACGAUUAUUACUGGGAACAAAACUCUGACAAAAUCAAAUGGACAGGAGAGCACUGAUUCAAAAAUUCCAUCAAAUGGAUAAAAAUGGUGAUGGUUAUUUAACAGCUGAAGAAAUUCGUAUUUGUGUGAAACGUUCUGGACUGCCGGAAAAGCAAGUGGAUGAGUUUUUACGGCUAUUUGAUCUGAGUGGUGAUAAUGUUGUCACACUACAAGAAUAUAUUUGUGCACUUGGUUUACAGCCUCCACCGCCAAAAGACAUUGAACAAUGGAGAACAGCAUUUCGUGAAAUGGAUCGUGAUGAAUCAGGACAGUUAUCCUUAGACGAAAUCAGACAAGUACUACACGAACUUGGAUAUCAUCGGUUGGGGGAAGAGGAAUUACUCAACUGGAUGAAUAAAGUUGACAAAAAUAAUGAUCAGUUAAUUGAUUUCGGUGAAUUUUGUGCAUUAUUACAUGAAAACUGGCAAAAUAAAGGAUAAACUAUUUAUUUUAAGAGUGUUAACCGCUUUUCAUUUCUUUAGAUCUUUAACACACACGCACAUAAUACAUACAUACAUACGUUCAUACAUACAUAGAAAGUUAUGUUCACUGGCGGGUAGAAGUACACUAACGGUAUUGUAUACUGUAGCGCAUAAGAAGAAGAAGAAAAUACAUUGAAAGCUUAUUUUUCAACAUAUCAGUUGACAACUGACAAAUUCUCAUCUGGUACUGAUCAUGUAUUUAUUACAAGUUGCCCCCCGCUCAAAAUAAAAUAAAAUCUUUAAAC